UAGCAUGUCCUCUAGCGGGUCCAUUGCUUAUCGCAGUGUCCGUUAUUUUACUGCAUUUCUCCCAUGGUAACAAACGGCAAGUUUCAUAUAUACGCAAACGAACUAGUUAAAGAUGCCACUGACUUGGUUAAAAGUGGCAGCAUAAGGAAGGUUCCCAACUCAAGAGUUUAUAAUUGACUUAAAGACACCAGAGAGAAGAUCUUUCCCUCUUCCAUUGAAAGAUGGCAGUGAAAUUAUAAAAUAUGAGUUUAGAAAAAUGUCCAUAUUGUGGAAAGCCAUUCAAGAGGCUGAAAACCCACCUACCACACUGCAAAAUGGCACCAGUUGCACAACCCAUGAAAAGCAUUAAAGCACCCAAAGAACUUGGUGCAGCCACUUCCAGACAGAAGAUCCAUAGAAAAACAACAACUGAUGUCAUCUUUGAUGAGAGACUAACCUCCAAAAGCAGGAGGAAAGAAGAGAUUCACAAUGCCAACAGCCUUCUCACAAAUACUGAGGUCAAAGUCUCAUCAUCUGAAACUCUGGACAUGGAGAGACCUAAAAGCAAAUGGCUUGCUAAAAGACAAAGGGAGCUCGAGAGAUUACAGCUGUUAGUGCCAGUCUCAAAGAAGCCAAGCGGCCCUACCUCAUUAUCCAAGCAUGAAGGAGAUAAAAGCUUUUCUGAGAUCUCCAAAGGACCAAAUCAAGGAACAUCUCAAAGUAAUGGAAAAAGUACUAAAGGCAAUAAGAAGAUGGCACCAUUAUCAGAGCAGUUGUCCAUCACCACAAGUAAAAUCAAUCCCCUUGGAUUUGUGCCAGCCACUCUGAAAAACGCAUCUGAGUGCAGUGUACAACAUGAAAAUCCAAAACUCAAAACAAAAGUUCACUUCUUGGAGGAGCUUGAAAGACUUACAAACAGCCAGAACAAUAAUUUCGAUCUAGUAUCGAGAGCAAAAGAACAUAAAGCUCAUGCUUUCUUUACAUCCAAGACUUCAGUGUGGGACCACAUCAAUUACAGUUUGUAUUACAAGAGGUCUUAUAAUCCGUUUGUGCCUUAUCCUAUUAUUGAAACAUCCAAAGAUUCUGCUCUGGAGACUAUGCAACAAUCAAACAAGCCUGAAACGGCAGUUACCAAGGUUGCCUUUCCCUCACUGACUGUAUCUGAAACCAUUCAUCAACCUGCAGAUGACAUCCUUAAUUCAAGAUUGCAAGGUGUAAGAAGUCUAUCAUGUAGUUCAGAGACUGCUUACAGAACCUCCACUGCACCUUUAGGCAGCUAUGCUAAUGAAAAUAUUUGGAAGAAGGAUCGAUUUCCUGGGGCAUCCUCCCAAAGUGAAGUGCCUCUAGUGCAGCGGAAACUUGGAGAUGUCAGAUUGAAUGAACUUGGUGUCUGGCUUGCUGCCCGAACUCCGGUGUCACCCGGAGAGAUUGUGACCAUGUUGAAGCAAGGUUGGCAGUGGUACUACAGGAAGUAUAUUGAUGCUCGUAGAGGAGGAAUCGGUGGGAUAUCCAUGCUGUUGACUGGAUACUGUGUUCUGUGUUACAUAUGGAGCUACCCACAUCUCAAGAAAGAACGAUGGAGGAAGUACCAUUAGGGAUGUUUGAUGGUCUUCGUAGUUGUGUUCAGGGCCAUGAGGGCACAAUAAGAUUAUUAAUAGGGUAAGAUUAUAAUACCAGGAACUAUUAGUUUACUACAGUUGAGGUUUGCUGUGUUUUUGUUGAAAAGUUGGUAUCAAGACUGACUGAUAAAGUACUUAUGAAUUAAAAAUUUUGAUAGGAACCUAUCUGGAAGUGCAGAUAAUGGAAUUAUUUGUAUCAAAUAUUUCUAAAUGUUCAUUUAUUUGCAAAAAAAAGAAUGCUUUUAACCUAUACAGUUUUACUUUUUGUUAUUCUGUAACCAAAAAGAGGACUUACCUGAGAUCUAAUAAAUUAUUCAGUAUUGUUCUGCACUA
This is a messenger RNA of Megalobrama amblycephala (Wuchang bream), 1931 nucleotides long. RefSeq lists its product as uncharacterized. Bases 243 to 1574 code for a protein of 443 amino acids. Gene Ontology annotation, molecular function: proton-transporting ATP synthase activity, rotational mechanism. Gene Ontology annotation, biological process: proton motive force-driven mitochondrial ATP synthesis. The transcript has 5 exons. NCBI's taxonomy places the organism in Eukaryota, Metazoa, Chordata, Actinopteri, Cypriniformes, Xenocyprididae. The record is from RefSeq and is a predicted model, not a curated record.